Messenger RNA from Acanthocheilonema viteae, 2940 nucleotides. The record is from the annotation of a GenBank genome assembly. NCBI's taxonomy places the organism in Eukaryota, Metazoa, Nematoda, Chromadorea, Rhabditida, Onchocercidae.
AUGUGUAAAAGAUCAAAAGGCCGAUUUGCGAAAUCUGAGUCUCGAUAUCAAUUUAACAUUGAUUGCAUUGAGAAGAAGUAUUGUAAUGCGGCGAAUAGGCGUGAAAUGGCCCGUGAGGCGCUGCAAAGAGAUUUCGGAGAUGCAUGUAUUUCGUCACCAGUUGUGGAAUUAAAGGAUAAAAGUAAUACAGCAGUUUGUGAACGCCUUAAUAAGACUUUUGAAAAGAAAUAUGGCAAACGCAAACAUGGGGGUAUUCGUAAGAAAAAUGCUAGACGAAGUCUUGCUGCAAGUGACCCAAAACUUAAAACCUAUUACGCCAAGUCGCUGUGGCGUGAACAAUAUGCUGCUAUUGGAAAAUAUACUUCCAGCAUUGCAAUGCGUCGUAACAUUACUAAUAUGGUGACGGACUCCGUGGAAGACGAGGAAGAAGGAGCUAAGCGACCUAGAAGAUACGAAUAUAAUAACGUUAUUGAUGUGAUCAUAUCGCCUGUCAAAGAAGGACCAAUUAGAAUUAUUAUGAAUAACCAACUGAAUAACACACUAGAACAGUCUUCAUCUUACGAGAAUGAAGCAUUCCUGCAUGCAUGGUUCCGUGACCUGGAACAAUAUGGUGCUCGUGCUAACUUUAUUCAGGACCGCAGUUUCCGCUCACGUGCAGCAUACAAUGCACAACUCAGUGCAAAUCGUAACCUUGGCUAUAAGCAGAUUCAAAAUACAUUUCUAGAAACGAUGUCUUUCGUACGAUGGACUGUUGAGGAAUUUAUUGCGUUAGAGAUGGGAUUUUCCAAAGACGUGGCACGAUCAUUGGUUCAGUUAUUUGAAGAUGGAUGUGAGGUACCAUUUAUUGCCCGUUAUCGACGACAUUUAAUUGGUGGAGCAACACCCGAUGAUUUGCGGCAUGCAGUGGAAACUUUCAAGAAUGCUAAAGCUAUCAAAGCUAAAGCGGAAAAACUUUUGAAACGAGCUGAUGCUGAAAUUGAAAAUGGUUCGUUGAAGGAAUCGCUGAAGGAUGCUCUUUCAAAAACGAUGGAUGCUAGUGAAUUGGAUAAUUUAUUCGAACCUUUCAAAAAAGCCAAAAAGGGUUCUUUGGCUUCAAGAGCAGCUGAAUUGGGCAUUGGCGAGAUUUGUCAGAAGCUUUGUGGUGGAGAAUAUGUUAAUUUACAACAUUUUGUUGGUUCUAAACCAGAGCUAAAUACAUUGGCAAAAGUAGAAGAGGAGACAAUACAUCUGUUAUCUCAUGAAUUACAUCGCUUAGAGGAAACGCAAACUUUGUUGCAAAAAUUAGCUGAACUAAACAAUCAUUUGAAUAUUCAUUUGAAAGUAAAAUCGACACUAACAAGAAAAGCGAAAGUUUUAAAGGAAACAGACAAGAAUUUUUCCCUUCUCGAUCAUUUCAGAUUAUAUUUAAAUUUUGAAAAAGAUGUUCGAUUUGUUCAGCCUUUUCAGAUUUUAGCUCUGGAGCGAGCUUCAUCGAAAGAAAUUAUAAACUGGAAAAUAGUUGUGGAUGAUAAUAUUGCCAGCGUUCAUCCAGGCAUGAAACUCAACUUUCAUCGUAAACAUAUAGAUUUGCUAAGAAAAGCUAUCCAGGAUUCUACGAAACGUUUUCUUAUACCUUCGAUUGAACGGAAAGUUCGAAAGAAGUUACUUGAUCGAGCAGAAAAUUCGGCAAUCGAUUGUUUCGCUAAAAAUCUUCGUGAAUUGCUGCUUACAGCUCCACUAAAAGGUUGCGCAGUGCUUGCGAUUGAUCCCGGAUAUUCGAAUGGAUGUAAAUGUGCAUUAGUCAAUGACAACGGUGACCUCCUUCAAACAGCAGUAUUUUACUUACAUCGACUUCAUGCCAAUCUCUGGGGUCCGGAUGAACGAGCUGAGGAAGUACUGAAAACGCUCGCAUCAAAAGCAGUUAAUUCACCUUUCGUAAUAGCUGUUGGGAAUGGCACCGCAAGUCGAGAAGUACAAGUCUUCAUAGCAUCCUUAAUUCAGCGCGAUGUGAUUUCUGCGAAAUUUUGCGUAGUUUCCGAAUGUGGUGCAUCCAUUUAUAGCACAACAGAAUUAGCAGCAGAGGAAUUGCCGGGAAUUGAUAUUAAUUUGCGAAGUGCAGUGUCACUUGCCAGACGUAUUAUUGAUCCUAUCUCGGAAUAUGUGAAGAUUGCACCGAAGCAUCUUGGUGUAGGAUUGUAUCAGCAUUCGGUGAAUGAAAAACGCUUGGACGAAAUGUUGGAUAUAGUCGUGCGCGAAUGUGUCAGUAAUGUUGGCGUUGAUGUGAACAUAGCUUCACUUCAAGUUUUACAGAGAGUAUCGGGUUUGAAUAAGAAAACGGCCGCUAAUAUAAUCAAAUAUCGACAAGACAAUGGAAACAUAAAAAGCAGAGAAGAACUGAAGAGUAUCAACGGAAUCGGUCCAAAAUGUUUUGAGCAUUGUGCUGGGUUCCUUUAUGUUUAUAACAGUAAAAGAUUGGAUACACCAGUGAGAAAGAAAGCAAAACUUGCAACAGAAUACAAUCCUUUGGAUGCAACUCCUGUUCAUCCAGAAAGUUACAAGAUCGCCAAACAGAUACUCAAAUAUGCUGGUGCCGAUUUAACACACAUUGGGCAAGAUUGCUUAUUUCAAAUGUUAGCAGUAGUCGAACAACGAAUUAGAGAACACGACCCGGAAUGGGUUGUGGUGUGGGAAUUAUUAUCAAAUCCAUUUGUAAGAAGAAAUGCGCCAAUGCUUUUGACGAAUGUACUGGAAAUGAAAUCACUGAAAGUGGGUGAUAUUUUGGAAGGCGUUGUUCGAAAUCAUGCUAAUUUUGGUAUAUUUAUCGAUAUCGGGAUAGGCUUCAAUGCUUUAGCGCAUUCAUCAACUCUACUCUCAGUUGUUCCCGAGGUAAAUUCUUCAGUGAAGGUUCAAAUCACACGGCUGGAGAUGGAUCGGCAUCGAAUUGGUGUCAUUUUAGUUUGA